Molecule: messenger RNA, 3584 nt
Organism: Morone saxatilis (striped sea-bass)
Lineage: Eukaryota; Metazoa; Chordata; Actinopteri; Moronidae
Product: histone acetyltransferase KAT5
Exons: 16
Coding region: 46-1860 (604 amino acids)
Biological process (GO): regulation of DNA-templated transcription
Molecular function (GO): histone acetyltransferase activity
Source: RefSeq, a predicted model, not a curated record
UGUAGACCGGCAUUUUCCCACAACACCCUGCUCCAGCUCUCACAGAUGACGAAAAUGGCGGAUAACUCAUCUUCGGUCGAGAUUGUUGAGGGUUGUCGCCUCCCCGUUCUUCGUAAAAACCAAGAACACGAGGACGAAUGGCCGUUGGCUGAGAUUUUAAGCGUGAAGGAAGUCUCUGCCAGAAAGCUUUACUAUGUUCACUAUAUUGACUUCAACAAGCGCCUGGAUGAGUGGGUCACAGGGGACAGGCUGGACAUGAAGAAGCUCCAGUUUCCUAAGAAAGAAGCUAAAACACCCACCAAGAAUGGUCUUUCAGGCUCCCGUCCCAGUUCUCCAGAGAGAGAAGUGAGGAAGAGUCUAGAUCUCAACGUACAACCUGCCACAGCUCCUUCCAGAGGCAAAACCCUCCCCACACCGCUAUCGGGUCAUGCUGAACUGCAUGGAAAUCCAGAUAUAAACAACCAUGACACAAAAAAAGAAGAUGAUGAUCCAGUCGUGCAGAUCACAUCUGGAAGUGCUUUAACACACAGUGUAUCCAAAUGUUUGUCAGGUGUAUGCACUGGACUUGUCAAGCCCCGUUUCAGCUUCAAAUCUGUCAAGAAGAGGAAAGUAGAGGCCGUCCCCUUGGCGACUCAGGUAUCCCCGGCCACCCCUGUGCCCUCCCUGCCAAGUUCAGCUGAAGCCUCUCAGGCAUCUGUUUUUCCUGCUGUGAGGGAGACCAACACCUUCAAGUCCCGCGAAGACCAUGACCAGCUCUCCUCGCUCACAACAAACGGCACUGCCCGACGACUAGUCCCGUCACAGCCCGGGAGGAAGCGGAAAGCGAACUGUGGCGGAGCUGAAGAGAUGAUAAAGGUAUUGCAGUAUAACAACCCUCAAAGUGCCAGUGUCUUUCUACCACCACCAGAGGAUUCCCAGGACAGUUCAGACGGCAUCCCAACUGCACCCCGCAUGACAGGCAGUCUGGUGUCCGACCGCAGCCAUGACGACAUCGUCACCCGGAUGAAAAACAUAGAGUGUAUAGAGCUGGGACGUCACAGACUGAAGCCCUGGUACUUCUCACCAUACCCACAGGAACUCACCACAUUGCCCAUCCUCUACCUCUGUGAAUUCUGUCUCAAGUACCUCAAAAGCCUGAAGUGUCUCCAGAGACAUUUGACAAAAUGUAAUCUAAGACAUCCUCCAGGCAACGAGAUCUACCGCAAAGGCACCAUCUCAUUCUUCGAGAUUGACGGCAGGAAAAACAAAAUGUAUUCCCAGAACCUGUGUUUACUUGCUAAGUGUUUCCUGGACCACAAAACCUUGUAUUACGACACAGACCCCUUCCUCUUCUAUGUAAUGACGGAGUAUGACUCCAAAGGUUUCCACAUAGUGGGCUACUUCUCUAAGGAAAAAGAGUCGACUGAGGAUUAUAAUGUUGCCUGCAUCCUGACCCUGCCUCCCUACCAGCGGAGAGGCUAUGGCAAACUGCUGAUUGAGUUCAGCUACGAGCUGUCCAAGGUAGAAGGGAAGACAGGAACUCCUGAGAAGCCUCUUUCUGACCUCGGUCUUUUGUCCUAUCGCUCCUACUGGUCCCAGACGAUCUUGGAAAUUCUCAUGGACCUUAAACCUGACAAUGGAGAAAGGCCACAGAUUACCAUCAAUGAGAUCAGUGAGAUCACAAGUGUAAAGAAAGAAGACGUCAUUUCAACGCUUCAGUACCUCAACCUCAUCAACUAUUACAAGGGUCAGUACAUCCUGACUCUUUCAGAGGACAUUGUGGAUGGGCAUGAAAGAGCGAUGCAGAAGAGACACUUGCGCAUAGAUCCAAAAUGCCUUCACUUUACACCUAAGGACUGGAGCAAGAGGGGCAAGUGGUAGAGUCCCGGCCCGGUUCACUAAAUGCCCUCCCCAACCACCAGAUAGCAGACUUGAAACAAACGGUGGAUCAGAUAAAGGUCUUUGUCAAGCUGUCUCGAGAACACCGUUACCUUUUUGAACCCAGGACUUCUUCAGAUAAGAAAUGAGGAACAUAAAGUGUCACUUGAGAUGCAAACGCUUUUAUUGUGAAUAUUCAUUAUAUAUUGUGAAAUUAAAUAGCUCUCAAACUUGGGGACAAAAUAGAGACUGGUUAACAGUGACACCGCCAAAAAAUACAACACACCUUCUACUGUGUAAAAGAUCCUCUUUAUGACCGACAGUGCGUUAAAAGUGACUUAUGGUGUCUGUUUGAUAGUGUAAAUUAAAGCCUAAAGCGGCAAACAUACACACCACCUGAUAACAACAAGUGGGUGGUUUUAUAGCUAAAUUGAGUUCUACAGUGAAUUGCUUCAUCUUUUGAUGAGUUUACAUUAAUGUAACACCACAAAGGGGAGUUAUUUUCCUUAAAUUCAACAAGGAAAGUGUGUUUAUCCACAUCCUUUGUAUCUGCCACACAACAACGUAGAUAAAAUAUCAAAGUAUUUAUGUAUCCCAACAAGGUUUAUAUGUAAACAGAUUCUUUGUGUGAGUCUAUUCAAUGAGAUCAUUUUCUUUGUUUUUCAGUCAAAUUUGAGAAACUUUAGUUGAUGGAAAAUGUACUUGUAGCACUAAUUUAACAAUUGGACAACUAAUGUCUGAACAGCACUCCAAAUGAUCAAAACGUUCUACUUUGAAUAGUGAUUUUUUGUACAAAGUGUGCAGGCUUCAAAACAUCUCUCAUGUUCAUCUUCCUGGACACCCGGAAUACUUUUGAAAACAAUACCAAGUGACAGACAGACGGUGGUUACAUUUACACUCACUUAUUAACAGUGACUGAAUGAGAUAUGUAUUGUGAGUGUGUGAACAGGGAAAAGGCACAAGGAAUCCAGUUUUCAGAUCUGUCUCGAGAGAAAGAUACCUGCUCAUUUAAUUCUUCAUUUCACUUUAUUGUGUGUUUGACUGUUGUAUUUUAAUGUCUCUUAACUAACAGAAAUGUGGUUGUAAUUCCCCGCUACGAUAUUAAAAUAAACAGUUGGGAUGCAGAUAAAAAAAAAAAAAAAUCAACUAGACAUCAAGACCUACAGUUAUAAUGUUGUUUAAGAACCAACACGGUCAAUUCAGGUUUGUUAUCUUUUCCACUAGUAACUCUGCUUUUCAUUUCCCUAUAUUUUAAAUAGUUGGAAGUAUUUAUGCUCUUUGUGAUCAUUCAGGUGAAUAUUUCUUCCUUUUUUCAGAUAAUCCCCUGUCAUGAUCAUCUGUACAGCGUGCAAUGAGACAAAUCAGUUCCCACGUUAUACAUAUGUUUCCUGUAACUGUACAUACUGAACCUGAUUGUAAAAGAAAAACUUAGAAGACAGAAGCCAUGUUGAACUGUUAGAGGAAUGUAAAUUUUGUGUACAGUUGUCUUUGUUGUUUUUUUACUUAAUGUAAACUUAACUGGCUGCACAAUAUCAACAGGAAAAGACAUAAAAGUGAUAUCUUACUUUGAGUUUGUGUUUUAUGUUUACAUGUCACACAGGAUGUUGAAUUUACCCUGUUGAAAUGAUUUAGUAUAUCUUUAAGUGAAACACAGUUGAGAGUAUGAUUUGAACAUUUGAUAUGAAAAGCUUGUUGAAUUGAUAAAAAAAAAACAUCUUUAAAAACCC